CGGAAGAUUUCAAAAGAAAUUGCGUGAAGAGUUCUAGCUAACUAUCGGGAAGAAAUCCUUGGAAUAGUCAACAGUUUCCUUUUUACAAAAAGGAAGUCCGGGGAUAUGUGACCCACCAUCCCAAAGCCAGGCUGAAGUACAGGUACUCUCAUGGAUCUGAAGGAAAUCAGUAUGUGCUGAAGUCUGGGGACAAACUACAUGUAGACAGGCUCUCUGUACGGGCUACCAUCACUUAAAUAUACAAAGGAGUCUGUGUAAUGUCCAAGUCAGGCCAGAAUUCGUCCGGAGUGGCAUGAGUGGCGAAAAAACCAACUAAAGGCAACAUUUUUUUCCUCCAAACGAGGAAAAGAGUCGCAUCCCGGGCGGGCGGACUUUCAGGCACAAAUACUGUGCACCACAACGUCAAGGAUGGAAUCCCCAGCUAUUUUUCGUGGAUCAACAAUUGUCACCACAGCUUUGAUUCAUAGCUCUUCCCCACCUGGAUUCGUUGCUGACGAAAAGGAUUUGUCGCCCAGCGGAGGCAUCAAAGCUCACAAUGGUUGCGUGGUGAGGGAAAAAGAUCAGAUCAUUCUCUUGAAGAGAGUCUACACCUCGCCAAGUAGACGCUCCUCCAGAGUCCGUCGGAAAGGCUGUGUUGUCUUGCCCAGGUCAAAGGUCAAGCAUAGGUACUCUGACCCUGUGGUGUAUCCUCAUGCAGCGAUGCGGACUACCGCUGAAUUCAACAGAAGUUACCCGAUGUCUGCUGGCAACACACCAGUCAGAACUGGAAAACGAGAUACCAGUGAAGACAGAAACCAUCUGCCCACCACUCGCAAGGAGCCGUCGACCCCCAACAUUCCAACCAUCCCCAUUAGUCCAGCCACACCUGGCCUGACCCCACAUGGCUUAACGCUCUCUGAUAAUGUCACAGAGUCUGACUUCUUCACACCAGAUGGAACUCCGAAGCGGCGGUUGGUGGUAAGGCUGUCCGAGACACCAGAAAUAAGAAAGAAGCUCGCAGAAAUUGGCACGCCACUAUUCUCUCCACAUGCAGAGUACAGCGACGACCUUUUGAAAGGAGAGGAGGCUCUUCCACAUGUGAACCUUGCAAGUCGAAGUAUACCACAUACUGAUCAUUGUGAAGCUCGGACUAACAUCUCACAACAGGUUGAGAAUAAUCAUAAUGCUGCAGACUUAACAUUUGAUGAGGAAAGAACACCUCUACAAACAUGGCGUCCUGCUACAAUCAGGGAAAGUCACCUGGAAUGUGUCUUAGAUUCAGCGGAAAUACUUGAGGAUGAGAUGUCCGUCAUUUCUACCUCCUCAUCAAACACUCUCGACAUCGUGUUUGAUAAUUACCAAUCUGUCCUUAACAGUAGGGCCAGUAGCCCUCAGCCAGAUACAGAAUCAAUCGGUAGCUGUGAUGAACUCAAGGGCAUCAGAGAUCUUGGCGAUGAAGUGAUGUGUAUUAGUCCCCUCCCAUUUCAAACUCCAGACACCGCCCAUGAGGAUGGAGAGUCUGACGACCUUAAUUUAUAUCCUCCAGAAUUCUUGCCAUCAGCAUCAGAUGAAGCACCAGAUGAUUUCGAGAUUGUACAAAACUAUUCGUCUACCAUUGAGAGUCCCUCUUUCAUCGGUGCUGGCAGUCCUGUGUCUUCGCAAAGUCCUUUACCCAUCAUGGAUGGAGAUCUUGGCAAAAGGAACCAACACGACACCAGCCCAUCUUUGGUUUUACACCAGACACUACACAAAAUGAACUGCACAUCUCCAGUUAAUGGCAUAAGAGGCAGACAGGUACUACGUGUGUCAUUAUCACCCCAAACUUUUGGGCCCUACAACUGUUUUGACUUGAAGGCAUCUGAAAAGUCAGACUUACAGGAUGACGUCUGCAUUGUGAACAUCACUCCUAGUCACAAGGUGGAUACCAACAAAGGGAAGGAACCUUCACCGACGUAUGCAACACAGGCAAACUUUGAGUCUCCAGGUUCCCCAGGGAGUACAUCUUUUGUAAGCACACAUGCUGAGUCUGAGUAUCACACACCACGUGCUUCGUCUUUGCAGUCUUUGCUCAAGAACAAUUAUUACUCUACAUCGCCCGCCACAAGUGCAUCCUCCAAAAUCUUCUUGAACCAACAAGAUGACUUUCAAGAUUUUUCAGACUUUGACUUUGCAAGUGCCCAGGGUGCUCUCCUAACUCAGGCCUUCAGUCCUGUUGUAGUCACUGAGAAACUGUCUCAAACAAGCCUGGUAAAUGUCUCAGCCAAGUCCUCAAGUGCCGAAAGCUGCUCACGGGUGAAAAGUCCCCUGUCACACUUUGGUGUGAAUCCAUCACUUGUCCAAAAUUCAUCUGUGCAUCAGUCUUCUGCUUCCAAGAAUGCAAAGCUGACCACCAAAGAGAAAGGAAAAUGUAGAAAUUGGACUGAAAUGCUUGAAGACGACACUUCGUACCAUGAAGAGUCCACCCAGGGUGGCAUUGGCACCCGUUCUGAGGAUUCAUGUACUUCCACUCCCAAUUUCCUCAGGGACGAGUGCUGUAAGCUGUCCAGGGGAAAAGAAACAGACAGGGCAGUGCAGCGGAGGAGUUCAUUGAGAAUUGCUAAGAGGAUGUCACUGCUGACGCUGGAAGCUCAGUCAAAACAAAGUGAUGGAGAUGAAGAUGAUUCAAUGCCAGUCUCAGAAUCAGGACCUCCCAAAAUGUCUAAGGCAGUGCAAAAGCAAAGUGAGAGUAGUGUCCACGGGAGGGAGACAGUUCCUAAGAGAAAGAGAGGUCGCCCUCCUCUAAAUAAAUCAAGAGUGAGAUGCCAAACUUCUGGUGGACCUCAUGUAGUUCUUGACAAGUGUGCUGUGAGAGUGGAGAAUUCCUCCACCUUCUCAGGUUUAGAUGAAGAAAGUGAUGAGAUGAGCUCUCAAGAGCCUGCAUCAAUCAUCCCUUCUGAAGGGCAACUCCACUCUAGCACAUACGGCACCAUCACACAGGUGAAUUCUAAAACGAAGCCAAAGGCAGGGAAAAGAUCGAAGCAAUUGAGACGUCGGUCUGCACGACUGAACCCCAUCGUGCUGCCAUUGAGCAGUAAAAGGCCAAGUGCUAUCAUAUCUAAUGCAACAAGUGUAAGCAAGCAAGCCCUUGCAGAGUCCAGGUUAGGCAACAUUACUGAGCCUCCAUCGUUGUCUAGUUGCUCUGAGUCUGUUUCUACAGAGGAGGACUUUCAGUACCAGUUUGGUGAUCAUUCAGAUUCUUUACAAGCAGAGCGUAAGACCAAGAGACAGUACAAGCUACCAAGGCGACGAUCAGCAAGACUCAAUUCUGUUGGCUUACCAGUGACCAGGGAAAACCCCAUUGUCAUUUCAUCAGAACCUAUGACCUCCGAGUCUCAUGACUUAGGCCCUGCCUCAUCAAACUCGAAAUCUGCUGCCCCGAAAGGUGUUUCAGGAGAAACCGCUCAAGAUGUGGAAAGUUCCAAUUGUUCCCUGGUUGAACCAGCUCGUGGAAGUGCAGACACUGAAUUGAUAUCAAUCUCUGAAUACAUCGCUCCAUUCGGAGAAGGGAAGAAAAGGGGCAGCAGUAAAAGACGGAGACGAUCAAGCCGCUUACUCAAGCUAUCCUUGAUGAGUCUAGAUGAGGAACAGCCAGCAUCAGACCAGACUUUGCCGGAGGAGACUAGUGUCUCAUCCGGUCCUGAAAAGGGAAGCACAGACAGUGGACAAGACGGUCCCCUUUCAAGCAGUGAUCAAGAGAGUUCUGUCCAAGAGAAGGAAAGAGAAUGUACCUCCUCUCUUGACAAAAACCAAGAAACUAAAGUAUUAAAUAACAUGUAUUCUUGUGGUACAGCCUCGUCCGGUUCUCCUGGUGUAAUGCUUGUUGAUAUUAAUGCACAUGCUGACUUAGCUGGGGAUCCAUUAGACGGAUCAGACUUGUUGGAAAAUGCCUCUGCAGUGUCUGCAGAGGGUGCCACUGCUGUGAGAAGACCACGACGAAGAAAAUCUGUGCACAGCUAUUCAGAGAAGACCAAGGAAUCCAAACCCAAGAAGCAGAACGAUAAGACAGAUGAGGAGGCAGUGAAGGAACUGUACCUGAAGCGAGGCGAAUGCAAGGUGCUCAAGCCCAGCAACCUAGAGACAAUCUUUGAAGAGCUUCACUUUAAUAAGAGAGGCAGUCCUCUCUACACAGCCUCCAGAAAGUGCAAAAGGGCUGUUCACUUUCCAGAGCACCCAUGGCUGCCUCGGAAGAAGAAGAAAACAGCAAAGAACAGCAGUAGUCGGUCUAAGGGCAAGAAGAAAACAUCGAAAGAUCCUAACAUUGAUAUGAAACUGGAAGCUUUAUUAGCUGAAUUGACACCUGCUUCAAGUCCUACCUCUGAGCUCCAGGCUGAUAAUGUAACUUUGCUGUGCUGUGGUGCGAGCCAUGCAGACUUCAGCACUUCACAGAGUGUAAGUAACUGUCCAGCCAGUGCUUGGUCCGAAAAUUCCUCCUCAGAUUUGGCAGUCUCUAACAUUCACAUGAGCAAUGUUGGGCUCCUCCUACAAACAGCGAAGCCGACCCCGAAGACAAUCAGAAAAAAUGGCGAAGUUGAAUUAGAGGCGGAUGAGCUUGUACUCCGAAAGCCAAACAGGGACACGCCAUUUAAAGGGUCAGCUUCCUCUGGAAAGUAUGGUGCGAUGUUGAACAGACUUCUAAAGAACAAUGUAGUCCGCCAUGAGGAAUCUCAAGUCGGUGAAGUUUGUGGUGAAGCCAUGCAAGACUGAAUCUCAAUGAUUUGCUGUAUUUAUAUUAGUUGAAAUGCCAAUGGCUCUACGCAUAUGUUAUCAAGAUUGCUUUGCAGUCAAACAAUGAGAACAAAUUUCUGAGAGAUUGUCCCAUGCCAAAUGUAUCAAAAGAUGAUGCUGUUUCCACUAGUGUUCUCCAUUUUUGCUACAGCCCUCCUCAAGUUAUGUUCUCAAUGCCUAACUUUGAUUUUCAGCUCCUGUUUGUGGGGGUCUGAAUAAUACACACGUGCCGUUAGAGAUGCCAUAGAACUUAGGGCAUCUGCAGUUAAUUCUGUUUGUGUCACUCUUGACCGACCCUUAUUUUGGGCUCCAACUGAGAAAUAAAUACUCUUUAUGCUGCCAACCCUGUCUGGAAAUUUCUACCAAAAAAAAAGAGAGAGAAAGAUUACAAACUUAACCAUUUUGUGCCGGGGGACCCAGUAUCGGGUACCUUAUGUUUGUACGCAUAGCUGGGAGCCCGAAAUCGGACAAAGCAGCCAGGUCUUGUAACAACAGACCGCACUCCGAACAAAAGACUGAGCUGCUGGCACUUGAAGAUUAUUUUAUUUAUCAGUAGCGGAGGUAAUUUAUCCUUUUUUGAAACACUGUACAACUUUUUGUGGCACUCAAUGCGCAGGAUUACAACCACGGACGAAAGCUCUCCAGUGCUGCAGUGAUUAGUAACGCAAUACUGCUGCACGUUAAUCUUGCCCCAUUGAAAAGAGGUCAGCAGCAAACUGCUGAAGGUUCAAAAACAAAAAAAAUGCAACACCACACAAUCUGGGCUCUCUUUACAAGGCAGCAGGCCUGGCUGAAAUACACCGGAGUCAGUAGAUGUUGCCUGUUUAAUUCGAGUAGCCACCAGGCAGUCAUUUGUGUGGGUGUAAACGUCCAGUAAAUGAAGUAAUGAAUUUUUGAAGAAUUUUGCAAAUGGAAAAUCAUUAAAAAUGCUUGUAUUUGUGCACGGCCAUUUUAAUUGAACCCGGCAGCAAGUGGUUAAGAAUAUCAGGGAACAAGCAAGAAAUUUCACCCCCAACUGACCACCCCUCCUUCAAGGCAAAACCAUGAGAAGCAUAAAAUUAACUACAGGUGCUCUUAUGUGAUGGCUGAUAGUAUACAUUGCAUUAUUUGAGCACAAUGUGACCUGGAAAUCAAUGAAUAGCCAUUUUAUGCUGUGCCCGCACUGCUAGACUGUGCCAGGCAAGAACACAAAGUCUAUGGGAAGUUGCUGCAUCCACGAAUCAGUGACUUACCGUUGCUAUGCAUGUUCUCUCUAGCCGUAUCCAUGUCAUUUGGACUCAGCCUUUUAACCAUAUCAAUUAGGAUGUGUUCUUACUUGAUGAUAUUAGGGAUGAAGUUGUAUAAUUUUUUCACAGAUAAUAGCUAUUUUUUGACCUAUUUAUUAACCACAAAAAGUUGAAAAAAAGUUUUCCAGAUUUGAGUUCAGUUUGACUCUUUUCAAAGUGAUUCAGUGUUUUAUGUUUGGAAGAGGCCUAGCUUUUCAAAGAUGCUAUGAUUCAAACAUGACUGUGUAAGUGGGAAGUCAAAGAUAUUGUCCGUGUUUUUUUUUCCAAUUCAGAGUUGUAUUCAAGAAAGAAUUGCAUGUUCAGCAGGCCCAGCUUUUCAGUGGAUACUGUGACCAGUUUUCAGAUGUGCAUGUAUUUUGCUGUUCUUUUAUUUGGUUUCUUCUCAGCAACUGUUACAUCUUGUAGGGCAAGGCCUGUGGGUCAGUGAAUUUGAGCCUGUGGCAGGUUACUCAUGCUAGAAUACACACCAAAGAUUUGGCUGUAUAUCUGUUUCAAAUUCAUUUACAAUUGAAGAGAAAGGUCUGAUGGAAUUGAAAUGUGAAGCCAAACAUUCACUCAUGCUUUCAAAACCGACAUUACAAUACAUAUAACACUAUAUUUUUCUCUAAAUUUAAUGUACAGUCUAAAGGUAAACAAACUGAUUACACCUGUGUAUUAAUAAUAAUUUCACAUUUCGGUUACAAAAAUGUAGUCCUGUUUGAGUUGUAAAUUAUAAAAAAAUAUCUAUUUAUAGAUUGAUAUCAAAGAUACGAGAGAGUUGAUUGUUCAUUGUUUACAGCCCAAUAGUGUACAUACAUGAGGGAGAGUGGUGUUGCUUUAUCAUUGGGCAAAUGGGAUCCAAACAUUGGGGGCAGUGUCUCUUGAAAACCUUGCCACAAAGUUACCAGAACUAAUGAAGGGGGAACAUUGUCCAGGUAUAAUGCCUUUGUCCUUAAGUCUUUGUCCAACCAACUUUGUUCAUGUUUUGUGACCCUGCAAGUUUAUGCAAGAUGUGUGAACAUACAGAAUGUAAAUCGCGCAAAAUGUGUGCUUCUUAAAUUCAACUUGUACAAAUAAACAGAGUACAUAUUUACUUGUA
Molecule: messenger RNA, 7107 nt
Organism: Acanthaster planci (crown-of-thorns starfish)
Lineage: Eukaryota; Metazoa; Echinodermata; Asteroidea; Valvatida; Acanthasteridae
Source: RefSeq, a predicted model, not a curated record